AGAUAACACGAGCAGACUCGACGAACCGCCCGGGUCUCAAAGUUCAGGUAAAUUUUCGUGAAAUCGCGAAAACUUCGAGCUGCCCGCCAAAGCAAAAAAAGAGAACUUUGCCAGCAGCAGAGAGCCAAGAGGUCCUGUUUCCUUACUGCGUUGAUUUCCUUGUUAAUUCAGCUUGGAGGAGACAUCGUCUUUUAUCUUAUUUCUUCCUAAUUGAAUCGAGGGCACAACAUCAUGUCCGCUCGUCUGUUUCAACACGCCGGACGUAGCGUCAGACAGGCCUCGUCGGCGUCAUUGUCGUCCGCGGCGGCCAAGUCGAGGCUACCGGCCUCGAGCAGUCGUCAAUUUGGUUCAUCGGCAGUCAUGAGCGCGAAGGAACAUGUCAGCAAAAAAGAACGUGCGGAGCAACGUGCCCAGUUGAUUGCGAAUAAAAUGGGCCAGGUUCGGGAACCAAAGAUCAAGCGGUUUGCGCCUAAGAAGUCCGCGACGUCGUCUAUCUAUUCGUUUGAGAAAACUGUCGAGACUGCCGGUGGAGAUUCUGCAAGUGGUGAACGCAAAGUGUUUAAACCGACGCCGCCUGUUCGCGAAGACCAGCUUCUGAAGGAGACAGUUGUGUUCUCGCCAGCUGCAGAGGCCGGGCACCUGGCUCUUUACUCUGAGAAGACAAUGAAAAUGCUCAAGAGCAACACUGCGAUUCUUCCAAAGCAAUACUUCAAUCUCUUCAGCGAGGGUGCAACAAUCGUGCGUGAGGCGACCAAGGAGCUGCAGAAUACUCUCGCCGACGUGACCGAAUCCUUGACAAGCGCAAAGAGCGUGGUGCUGACGGGACCUUCUGGCUCCGGCAAGAGUGUCGUUCUGCAACAGGCCGUUGCGAUUGCUCAUCAGCUCGGAUGCCUUGUCAUUCAUAUCUCGGAUGUCGAGGACUUGAUUGACGGUUCGCACGACUACAAGUUCGACCCCGAGACCGGUCUCUACGACCAGCCAAUGUACGCGAAGCGACUGCUGCGAAAAAUCUGCGCUGCGUACGACUUGCGGACCAAGAAGGAAAACCCGCUGUUUCAGCACACACUCUUAAACUCCUACACGUUCCACGGUGAACGGGGCAGCUUGACGACUUUACAGGCAGGCGAAGCUACGAUCCAGGACUUGAUUCUGGCGGGCGCUGAAAACAGCGAGAAUGCUAUCAUUGGAUUGAAGGGUCUUUUUGCUGAGUUGGAAUCGCAAAAGAUUCCUACAUUUCUGUCGAUCGACAACCUGUCAGUCUUGGCCGAGUCCUACUACACGCAGUAUCGCUCUGCCGAGUUUGAGAAGCUCCGCCAUCCCUCAUUCUGGCUCACCAAGACCAUCGUCGACUACGUUUCCGGCGCGCGCGAGUUCGCCAGCGGCUUCACCGUCGCCGCGCUCGAAGGUGACGCUAGCUCGAUGACGAUCAAAGAUUAUCUGAACAUCCAGAAACCUUGGAAUUACAUCCAACUCCUCGAGAGCCGCUACGAUCCCGAGCUUGUUGACGCGCUGCGCGGCGCGCGCCAGCUGGAAGUAGCGCAGUUCAAUCUUAACGAGACCGAGCUUAUGCUGGACUACUACCGGCACGCGGGAGUCAUCCUGCGAUUCGAAGAAGAUCUCAAGAACUUUUUGACCAGUCGCUCAGCUAUCGAGAACCGAAUCUACGCGUUGUCGCCCGAGCAUCCUAGAAUGGGUUUUCAGAUGCUGCCAAAGCUUGAGCAGGAGGAGCUUGCUUUUGGCAAUAUUGCGAGCGUGACCGAGGUUGCCGACACCGUGGCGGACGGCAUACCGUUGUACUCCGGUCCCCUCUUGAGACGCGUGCGCGUCUACCACACUCUCGCGUACGAACUCGGGGAUUACAACAUCCGGUUCAGGCCGAUCGCCGAGGCAUCCGCGGCAUCCGCGACCAUGGAUUUCACGCUCGGUACCUCUGUGACGAACGACGAUAUCGACAAAUUCAUCAACAACGAAACGAUCUCGUCCUCGAGCCAGAUCGACGAGCUCACGCUACUGAUCGACGAGCGCCGGAAACUCUCCAGCAGGCGUCCUGCGCAAGCUCAGAAUCGGUACGAAUCGUCUGAGAACCAGAUGGAAGAGUAUUAUGACGAGUCGGCAGGGUAUGAAGAGGCCAAAGAGAACGACGAGCAGCUUCUCGCCGUUGUCAAGAUCGCCCGGGAGCAGCAGCAGGAGUUUUGGCGGCGGUUCGUCACAACUAGGCAUGUGAGCACCGGCCAUGGAAACCCGAGAGCUCUGAUGAAGAGUGUCUUGUUUCCGUUUUUGUAGAUAUACAUGACCAUCGUUUCUCCUAAGCUUCUUCAUUUGUGUUGUCAUCAGUCUAUAUAAUCUCUGUUUUUCCUUCUUCUAAUAAGUGGUUCGCGCGGGGUGUCUUGCACAAAGGCAAUUAUUGUAUAUACAAGAAAAGAGAGCCAUUUUGUAAUUAAAGAUUUCUUCCCCAUAGUUAUAGAUAAAUAGAUGAUCCU
Messenger RNA from Myxozyma melibiosi, 2480 nucleotides. RefSeq names its product mitochondrial ribosomal death-associated protein 3-domain-containing protein. Lineage: Eukaryota; Fungi; Ascomycota; Lipomycetes; Lipomycetales; Lipomycetaceae. The record is from RefSeq and is a predicted model, not a curated record. Gene Ontology annotation, cellular component: mitochondrial small ribosomal subunit. Bases 232 to 2283 code for a protein of 683 amino acids. Gene Ontology annotation, molecular function: structural constituent of ribosome. The transcript has 2 exons.